Messenger RNA from Odobenus rosmarus divergens (Pacific walrus), 1125 nucleotides. RefSeq names its product centromere protein N (gene CENPN). NCBI's taxonomy places the organism in Eukaryota, Metazoa, Chordata, Mammalia, Carnivora, Odobenidae. The coding region runs from base 84 to 1103 and encodes 339 amino acids. The transcript has 11 exons. The record is from RefSeq and is a predicted model, not a curated record. Gene Ontology annotation, biological process: chromosome segregation; CENP-A containing chromatin assembly.
GCAAUUGGUGGCUUUGAAGGCGCCCCGGGCGGGAAGAGCUGCUGAGAAGAGACACUGCUGGCGAUGACUGACUUGCCAAAGAGAUGGAUGAAACUCUUGCCGAGUUUAUCAAGAGGACCAUCUUGAAAAUUCCAAUGACUGAAAUGAUGACAGUCCUCAAAGCCUGGGAUUUUUUGUCUGAAAAGCAACUGCAGACUGUAAACUUCCGGCAGAGAAAGGAAUCUCUUGUUCAUGACUUGGUUCUGCUCUGUGAGGAGAAGUGUGCAAGUGUCCAUGACGCAGCCCUUUUAGACAUCAUUUAUACUCAAUUUCAUAGGCACCAGAAAGUUUGGGAUGUAUUUCAGAUGAGUAAAGAACCAGGUGAAGACAUUGAUCUUUUUGAUAUGGAACAAUUCAAAAGUUCAUUUGUGAAAAUUCUUCGGAGAGCAUUAAAAAAUGUGACGGUCAGCUUCAGAGAUGCUGAGGAGAAUUCAGUAUGGAUUCGAAUUGCCUGGGGAACACAGUAUAGAAAGCCAAACCAGUACAAACCUGUUUAUGUGGUGUAUUACUCCCAGACUCCCUACGUCUUCACUUCCUCCUGCCAGCUGAAGAGCAAUAUACCCCUUCUGGGUCAGGCACUGACAGUUGCUACCAAUCACCAUAAGAUUGUGAAAAUGGACCUCAGAAGCCGGUAUCUGGACUCUCUGAAGGCUAUUGUUUUUAAACAGUAUAAUCGGAACUUUGAAACCCACAACACCACUGUACCUCUGCAGGAAAGAACCCUGGAGCUGGAUAUACACAUGGAUUCGCGGAUCAUUCAUGAAAACAGAAUAGAAAAAGAAAGAGUCCAGAGAGUGACUCAAGAAACUUUUGGAGACUAUCCUCAACCAAGACUAGAAUUCGCACAAUAUAAGCUUGAAACGAAAUUCAAAAGUGACUUCAAUGGAGACAUCUUGGCGGAGAGAAAAGAGCCCCUCCGGUGCCUAAUAAAGUUCUCCAGCCCGCAUCUCCUGGAAGCAUUGAAAGCCUUAGCACCAGCUGGUAUUGCAGAUGCACCACUUUCUCCAUUGCUUACUUGCAUACCCAAUAAGGGAAUGAAUUAUUUUAAAAUUAGAGAUAAAUAAGAUGUAUGUGGUUUUGGAAGCA